Molecule: messenger RNA, 942 nt
Organism: Cladophialophora carrionii CBS 160.54
Lineage: Eukaryota; Fungi; Ascomycota; Eurotiomycetes; Chaetothyriales; Herpotrichiellaceae
Exons: 1
Coding region: 1-942 (313 amino acids)
Source: RefSeq, a predicted model, not a curated record
AUGGAUGGGGAGCCUGUUUUCAUUGAUUCCACGCGGUUGAACAUCAUCUGCCUUGACUACCCGCCGUCAGACGUGGGCGGUUAUCAUUCAGACGGCAUCGAAUACUACUGUUGCUGCAACAAGAACUGUGACACUGCUUGGGCCGUCCAGUGGGCGCCGCAACCACGGAGAAAACUUGUCUACGGUUCGGUGUCUCUGCACACCUACAAGACCUUCGCGGUUUCCAAGCUCUGUGCACCUUGCGAAAAGACAAUCAGGGAGGCAGACGAAGAUCGGAAGAAACAAUACGGGAAAUACAAGGCAAAGCAGGACCAAGAAGCGCUGAUCAAGGGGAGGGGAAAAGAGGAUGACGAAAACUUGAUCAAAUUAAUGGAUAAUGAAGUUGACCCUGAAGCCAGAGACCAAGGAGGCUUCACCAAGCAAGAUGACGAUUCCCUGAUCGACCAUGGGCUUGUCGAGGCAUACCGAAAGUCUAGAGGGCUGCAAACGGUUCCGAUGGUGCUACUCCCGCAAGAUCCCCAGGCCUGCGCCCUCUGUUGGGGAGUUUGUUGCUGUUGCACCUCAACUUCUCCCAAGCGCGCCAUGGUUGCAAACGACCAAGCAGCACGGCAGGCGAGAACUGCUUCUGCAUCAAACAACGCAAAUCAGAGAGUCCAUCAAGGGGAAGAGACGGAGUGCGUGGCUGAAAAGAUGACGACCCACUUGCGAAGCCUUCAACCAGAUCUAGCAGUCGCUGACCCACUUGACGCAUUUGACGAGGUCAGCUUGAGUCCGCGACCACAACUCAUUGAGGAUCCUGAAAUGCUGGCGGCUAGAGAUCCGUCAUGGGACGUGGUGGUAGAGGAGGAUGCAACUGAGGAUUGGGCGAUCAUCAACCAUUUCGGCUCUAUUGCCAUCGAGCACAGAGAUGCACAUGUUGACACGCCGACAGUCCGGCCAUAG